AACAGUUUUUUGUGGUAUCUCAAAAACAACAGGCUCUCCUCCACCCAAAAUCUCAUUUGCAUUGGAACCACCAACAAUUCAAAAUCGAGAAUUGCAAAUCCAUACUAUGUUUGACAUUGACAGUGUAUUGGCAUUACCUAAAUCUUUGGCUGUUGCAAAAAGAGGAUUAA
Molecule: messenger RNA, 170 nt
Organism: Morchella sextelata
Lineage: Eukaryota; Fungi; Ascomycota; Pezizomycetes; Pezizales; Morchellaceae
Exons: 1
Source: RefSeq, a predicted model, not a curated record